Protopolystoma xenopodis is the source of this 813-nucleotide messenger RNA. Lineage: Eukaryota; Metazoa; Platyhelminthes; Monogenea; Polystomatidea; Polystomatidae. The record is from the annotation of a GenBank genome assembly.
AUGUCUACCAAGGUUCUUAAAGAUAAACAUCUUUUGGUUCCUUCAUUUUUAUCCGUUAAAGGUCUCGUUAAGCUUCAUAUAGACGCAUACAAUCAUUUUAUCGAAACAGAAAUUAAAAACAUUGUACAGGCUAAUAAAAGGAUAAGUGUCCCCGAGGCGAAUUGGUGGCUGGAAUAUAAUGAUAUAUAUGUUUUGCCGCCUUCGGUAAACGAAGGGAGCGUUGUUUCUAGUUCUGUCACUCCUCAUGAUUGCCGGUUGCGCGACUUGACGUAUGCAGGCGAGAUACGAGUUGAUCUUACAUUCAUGCGAGAAAAUGAGCUCGUCACAAAAAAAAGUGUAUUCAUCGGCAAAAUGCCUAUUAUGCUCAAAAGCUCAUCCUGUGUUUUAAGUGGAAAAAGUCCUUCGGAAUUGAUGCGUCUGAAGGAAUGCCCUUUGGAUCCGGGUGGAUAUUUUAUUAUUGGUGGCUCGGAAAAGGUGAUUCUUUUGCAAGAACAGCUGUCUAAAAAUCGCAUAAUUGUUGAAGAAGAUGGUCGCCGCGGUCUUAUGUGUUCUGUCACUUCUUCCUCAGCUCAGACGAAAUCAAAAACGAACAUAAUUGUGAAGGAAGACAGAUUUUAUCUUGCGCACAAUUCUUUUGUCGUUGAUGUUCCAAUAGGCGUCCUGUUUAAGGCGAUGGGAGUCACAUCCGACCAAGAAAUCUUGCAACUAGUUGGAACAGAGGAAUCUAUUUGGGCAAAUGUUGUUCCUAGUGUUAAACAAUGUAUCGAGUCUAAGGUAAACUACCAUAAUUCUGUGUCACUAUGGUACUCCUGA